Messenger RNA from Protopolystoma xenopodis, 990 nucleotides. Lineage: Eukaryota; Metazoa; Platyhelminthes; Monogenea; Polystomatidea; Polystomatidae. The record is from the annotation of a GenBank genome assembly.
AUGUUUCACUUAUCGACAGGCGAGCAGAAGGGUUUGGCUGAAGACCUUGAAUCUCUUGCUCUCACUUCGGGCCUUAGUCGUCGGGCUAAACGCAUCAUUGCUUCUGGUCAGACGGACUUAGAAACCGGCGAUGACACAGAUUCUGAUAGUGGCACUCAGUUCAACCCUAACGUCUCCUUGCUUGGUCGCGGCAAAAAGCGAGGACGUCAUGUCGCAUUUGCUGACGAAACCACUUCUCAAGGUCGAAAUUUAAUGACAAGUGGAGACGUUCGAGGCGGCAAGGGGAAACGGCGUCGCCUGCAUGCUGAUAAUGAUGACCAAACGAUGUCACGUAUUUGGUUAGUUGAGGCUGAAGAUGAGGACGAUGAGGUGCUGGAUUUGGCUGACCCGGAAAGUCUUCUCAGACAUAUGGCCGUGGCUCCAACACCGGCGUUGGCUCGCGCUGCCGUUAAGCUGAAUGCAACGUCAUUGCAAGAGGCCGACAAGCUGAUUAGCUGUCUACCCUCCACUCAGCCAGCAAUUAAAGCCGGUGCAACAUCCAAUGAAUUCGCUAUGCAGGAUGGCAAGCUAAUAAUUGAGAAUGAGGACACUAAGACAAAUUGGAAUUUGCAGAAUGCCUCUUAUGACAGUGAUGAUGAGGAGGUGGAGGCCCGGCCAGGUUUUAGGCGAGGCCGCGUUCAACAAGAACUUCCUCGAUCUGGUUCUGCCCGACACAAACGUAUAAACAGCCAUAAACGCGGCUUAGGCCCUGUUUCCUUUUACGGUGAUGAGUAUACCUCAAGUAAAGCUGCUGGCGAUAUGCGACGCCGCAACCGACCAGAACCUUUUGCAUAUGUUCCUCUUAGCACUAACUUCCAAUCAGUCUCAAAGAUGUCCAGUCGACCUCAUCGUCGACGCAUGGCAGCAGGCCGAGUAGAUCGUCAUCGCCUUUUGCAAACUACUGGAGUGGCUGCGAAGAAAGGCAAUAGGGUAAAUGCAUUUGCUUCUUAA